UUGAUCUGAGUUUUCGAUUUCGGUUACCCUCGCAGUGCUGUACAUACAUCCACCUUUUAAACUAAUUGAUUGAUUGAUUGAUUGAUUGACCGAUUGAUUAUCGAGCGGCGUGAAAAAUGCAAUACAGUAAACCCCUGUCCGCAAUACUGCUGGGUAGUCUCCUGUUAAUGGGCCUGGCCAUGGCCCAGGAGGAUCGCUCCUCGGAUGCCCCCCAUGUGCGGCACAAGCGUGGAAUCUUCUGGGACUUUUUCCAAAAAAUGGUCAUUACCAAGAACCUGAUAGUGGAUCAAUAUACGGACACCAGGAACACCCUGAAUGAUAUAUACAACACCGUCAACGAGCAGUUCAGCGAUCCGGGCCCGGCGAAGCCCACCAGUCGUCCACGCAGCACAACCGAGAAGGCGUCCGUCAGUGGGGAGGACAGCGGAGGUGGGAGCAGCAGCAGCGAUGAGCCCACGACCACAGAAGCAUACAGGAUAUCCCGCUACGAGCUGGGCCGCAUCCUGGGCCGCAACUUCCGGGGCUUGCAGCGCCUGGCGAUGAGCGAGUUUGGAGAAGCCCUCAAUGCCACCAAGUACAAUCUGAAGGAGUACAAGUCCGAGGCGGAUCAGCAAUUCGCCAACAGCCUGGCUGUCGAGAAGAAGAACAAACUGAAGAGUCUCAAGGGCUGACACUUGUAGGAUACCACCCCUCACUCCCAACCAGUGCCUGAUAGUAGUUGUCUCUGUGAUAGGCUUCCUGCAUUACUACAUAUACAUAUAUGAUAUCUAUUAUUAUUUUUUUUUUGUUUGUUUCUUGUUAUUUAUUUGCCAGUCUCCCUGUUUGGCUAUGGAAUAAAGUGGGGAAUGCGGAUGGGUGGGAAGUUUGAAUGUCCCCAAAUG
Drosophila persimilis is the source of this 881-nucleotide messenger RNA. RefSeq lists its product as uncharacterized. Lineage: Eukaryota; Metazoa; Arthropoda; Insecta; Diptera; Drosophilidae. The transcript is spliced from 5 exons. The coding region runs from base 117 to 671 and encodes 184 amino acids. The record is from RefSeq and is a predicted model, not a curated record.